This is a messenger RNA of Panonychus citri (citrus red mite), 4387 nucleotides long. RefSeq names its product actin-binding LIM protein 1-like. The coding region runs from base 389 to 2197 and encodes 602 amino acids. The transcript is spliced from 11 exons. Gene Ontology annotation, cellular component: actin cytoskeleton. Lineage: Eukaryota; Metazoa; Arthropoda; Arachnida; Trombidiformes; Tetranychidae. Gene Ontology annotation, molecular function: actin filament binding. The record is from RefSeq and is a predicted model, not a curated record. Gene Ontology annotation, biological process: lamellipodium assembly; cytoskeleton organization.
GAUGUACAGAGUGUUUCUAAUGUUGAUUGGGAUCGAUUUCCCCUUUGGAUGCGCCGAUGUUACGAUUUUGAACAUUUUCUCUCAGGCGCAUUUCCCAUUUGAACAUUUUCUGUAUACGCGGUGGAUUAAACAUCUUAAUCUUUCACUCGAACUCAAGCCUCAGUCUCCCUAAAGCGUAUUUAUCACCCUGUAUGAGGUUUUCUUACCAACAACUUGAGAUAAAUUUGUUAGUUGAAUAGUUUAACUUUGUGUCUCCGAGGCCUGACAGACAAUUGGAUUAACACAAUUUAAUUUAUUUUCUUCAGUUUCUUGUGUCUUUUUAAUUUCUUUUUAAUUUCUCUAAUUGUUUCUCUCUAUUAUUCGCAAGUGAAUCAAUUGCGACACCAAAAUGUACAAACCUAAAUGUUUCGCUGGAUGUUCACAAGAGAUUCAGGAAGGUCAAGCAUUAAUUGCACUGGACAAACAUUGGCAUGUUUGGUGUUUCAAGUGUACUUGUUGUAAAAACCUUCUCCAUGGGGAAUACAUGGGAAAAGAUGGACUGCCUUAUUGUGAGAAAGAUUAUCAAGCAAAAUUUGGUGUUCGUUGUGCUCAUUGUGAAAGAUACAUUACCGGUAAGGUUUUACAGGCCGGUGAUAAUCAUCAUUUCCACCCGACUUGUGCUCGGUGUACAAAAUGUGGUGACCCUUUUGGUGAUGGUGAGGAAAUGUAUAUGCAAGGAGGUGCCAUUUGGCAUCCACGAUGUGGACCAGGACCUGAUGCUAGAAUUGAAGAUGUCUACCUUGAUAGCUACGAUAGUCAGUACUACGGGAGUUACAUUCACUCUCCGAGUUUACCUCGAUCACGAUCAAUAAGUCCUUACGGUUCUUUAAGCCAUCAGUAUGGAAGACGAAGUCCUGGAAUUGUAAAUCGUGAGCCGAUCCUCGGUGAUCAUAGUCGUGUCUACACAAAUAGUUACCUUACAGCUGAACCUACUCAAGGUUACUUGAGACGUCCUUUAGAGCCUCGAACACCUAAAUCCUCACAAUUUUAUCGACCACCAGAAGGUUCUGUUUCUCGUAAUAACAUGAAAUCUUCACCUAAACAUGGAAUGCAAGCUUUGGUCGAUAACCUUCAAUCGUCAAGUCAAAGUCGUCCUCGUUCACCUCAUAUGAACAAUGAGGAGCCUAUAGAAUUGGCCCAUUAUCCAAGUGCCCGUAAACCUAAACCCAAUGAGCUACCAAGAAUUGAACGUGACGAUUUUCCAGCUCCACCCUUUCCCUAUACUGAUCCUGAUAGACGUCGACGUUGGUCUGGUAGCUCACGAGAAUUGGAUGAUGAUGAUAUUGACGGUGCAUCCAGCAGAUUGAGUGGAGAUGCAAAAUUAAGAAGAGAGGAAGAAGAACUUUCCAAAAUUGCCACCGGCAUAGGAAAAGUUUUCCUCAAAACUCUAAAAGAACGUGAAAAAAUAAUAGCUUGGAAAAAAGAGCAUCUUGAUCCAAGGAAUGCAUCUCGAACUCCUUCUGCCAAAAUAGAACCACCAACUCGAUUGAGAUAUGAUAAUCCGGUGAAUGCAUCACCCUCUCGGGAUAUUGAUAGACCAAAACCAUGGGAAGAAGAUGAAUUUGACAGAGGAUCGCUUUACAGAAGUUCUGGAGGAAAGCUUCAAUAUUAUGCUCCACCGCCGUUGAAUUACAAUGUUGUCUCUUCUCUCAGAAAUGUACCCAAGCCCGGUUAUGGGCUUAAAAGUGGCCUCUCCUACCGAGACGGAACGCUCAAUGGCUCGGAAUCACCUUUCAGUAAACUAGAGAAAACCCAAAGUAUCGACUUUAAUUGCGCAAAGUCUGAUAUUUCAACCCAAUCAGAGCAACACGAUCGGAGUAGACACUUCAUGAAUCAUUCAAUGAGUGGCACUUUCCGGACAACUCCCUUUUCAGAUGGAAUCAGUGGCUACCGAUAUGCAUCUUAUAGUCCACAUUUAAGACGAUCAAUGCCUAAUGUUAAUUUUCACCUUCAUUCAAAUGAACCACCAAAACUUUAUCCAUACCAUUUACUCAUCACAACCAACUAUCGAUUACCUCCUGAUGUAGAUCGAUGUCAUCUUGAGAGACAUCUCUCAAACGAAGAGUUCACAACUCUAUUUCAUAUGUCAAGGCUUGAGUUUUAUCGAUUACCUGAAUGGAAACGGAAUGACCUUAAAAAACGAGUGAAACUUUAUUGAGAUGAUUUAAAAUCUAGACCAUUGGAUUUUAGGACAAUUUAAAUGAUGAAUUGUGACUCUAAAGGAUUUCAUCUUUUUCUCUUUGCUGUUUCUUCCUGUCGACUGCCUCUUCCACUUCCUCUCCAUCUCUUCAGUUCUAAUAUAAGAUCUACACUCUGUCUGCACCUUCAUCUUCAUCAUCUUAACGAAACAAAGCCAUCGUAGCCCAUGGAUGAUUCAUCUCCCUGUUUUCAUCCAUCUUCAUUAUCGCCAUCGCUCUUAUCUUUUUGAUUAUCAUCCCUAUUCCAUCUUCAUCAUUUCUUGUCAUCUUAUGUGUCUGAUUCUUUUGUCUUUCUUUCAUCAUUUCUUUUCUUUUGAAUUGCGAAACUCCAAUUGCAUUUAGAGAUUAUUUCCAUUCUCCCUCUCCCUCUCCAUUUCUCUCUCUCUUUCUCUCUCAUUCUUCAAUUUCUUUAUACAAAAACUUUAGGGAAUCUUUUCCGUUUCCGUUUUUGGCGAAAGCGAAAGAAAAAGAUAAUAUUUCAUUCAUUUUUUCUUAAUGAUAGUCACAUUCACCAUUCAUGAAUUACUCUGAAAUCAGAAAUUUGAAACAAUUAACCAGCCAAGAAUUGAUUAAUUUCCUCUCCUUGUAAUCAAACCACUUCUACACCUCGACCUAUUUUAAUACCAUAACAAUUCAUUUUUGGUAUCAUCAUUUACCUUGAAUUAUCAUUAAUCACAUAGAAUAUGAAAAAUUUUUCCUCCCAAUUACUAUUAUUAUUGACCAAAGAUAAUAUUAAUAUCGAUUAUUUUAAAAAAGCUUUUAAUCAUUGAUUAACUUUUAGAUUCUUGGCUGUUUCUCUAAUCCAAUUUUACCUGAAAUUCAGAGUAAUUCACUAAUUAAGAUCAAAUUAAGCCUAAAUUUGAAUAUUCAAUUUCAGAAAUUAUAUAAAAAUUAUAUUAUCUUAAAAAAUAUAUAAAUUAUAUUACAUAGAUAUAAUUACAAUAUAUAACAAUUAACAUUAUUUGAGCUUGACCGUGAGUGACCGCAGUGGUAACACAGCUAAUGUGAUUUAAAUAAUUGUAACUCUAAUUGGAUAAUUCAAUUCAAUUAGACUGAAUAACAUCUCUAAGUCCCCCCAAUCAAUUAAUUGUCAUUUCUAAUUAAUAUUGAAACUGCCCCAUGAAAAGUGAAUCCAUUCAAGUAUCAAAAUACAACCAAACGUUUUCAUCUAUUUUUAGGUUUUUUUUUCUCUUCCUCAUCUUUUACUUUUCUUAUCAUCAUCUUUAUCAUCUUCAUCAUUUUUCCAUUGAUUUUAAUUAAUUAUCAAAUAGUUAAAUCAUUUACUCAAUAAUUAAACACAAACCGUUCAUUAGGCAACUAUUACAAGAACUGAAUAUAAAAUUAUGAUCUUGAUUAAUCAGUGAUAAAAGUGAUAUGAUAUGAAUUUAAAGAUAUUAUCAAAUUAUGAUGAUAAAAUUUAAACACAAGGCUGAAAACGAUGAAGAUGAUUAAGUUGAUUAAAGUAAUUAAGACAAUUAACGAGAAAAUUUUUUCUAAAAUUGUGAAUUUUCACUUGAAACGAAAUACAAAUUGAUCAAAUUGAUGGAAAAUUAUUUCGAAAAUGACUCAACCUUAUUGCCUCCCUAUUCCCUUUUAUCUUUCAUCUUCUUCAUCUUCUUCAUCAAUCAUCAUCAUCAUCAUCUCUCUCUCUCUCUCUAACUUCCUCUGUUAUUUUAAUUCUUAAUUAUCACAAAUUGUAAUCAUUAAUUAGGAGCCAUUUUUUUUUCGUUAUCACUUUUCAUCCUUUUUUCUCAUCGUCUUAUUAUUUUCUUUACGAUUUAUGAUUCUAUCUUAUUUGAUUAUAAUUAAUAAUCAAUUAGUAAUCACAAUUGUUUCACCAUUAUGAUGAUUAAGUAAAUUGUUAAUCACAAUUUAGCAUCAAAAUGAACAUUUCAUUCAUUAUCAUCAACCAAUAACAAUAGGAAAUCAACUGAUUACUUUCUCUGAUUAAUUAGCAACUUAAUUAUUGUUAAGUUGUUUUCUGUUUAAUUUUGUUCCAAUUUAAAUCAAUUGUCAUGGUUUUUUUUUAUUUACUGAUCCCAAUUGUGUUAAAUUGUUUUAACAAUUGUGUCAUGUGGUUGACUCUCUAUUUAAUCUAAUAACCAUUGAGAAAAAAAAGUCAGACAAUUAAAAAAAAAGAUAAUCAUUAA